AAAUUAGAUGAAGCACUAACCCAAACUAUUAAUGCCCGACUUUUUUAUGAAAAGUAUAAGUCGCUACUGGAUGAAGCCAAACAAAUACACCAAGAAAAAUAUGCUCCUCUGUGGAGUGAAAUUUAUAACAAUGAAGCAACUACCAGCGAAGAGCAAGAACAAUUAAGACAAUUAGAGGAAAUUAUGAAAAAUGCUUGGGGGAAAUUAGAGAAAGCGAUUAAUGAAUUGUUUAAAGGAAAAAUUGACACUUACUUACAGGAAUACCCUAAGUCAAAAACCUUAAAGCGGAUUAAAAGUCAUAAUAAAAAAGCACUAAAUAGCAGUAAUGACCAAGAGGUAUUUAAAUUAGUAGUCCGUUUAGCUUACCACUUAGACACAAUUGUCAAUAUAAGCAAAUAUGUCAAAAAUGAAGAGGAAAAAAAAUAUUGGUUAGAGAUACCCAAAGAAUUAUUUGAGAAUACAAUUGGAGCUAAGGGCUUUUGGUUAGUUCCAGUUCCCGGUCAGGUUCGCAGGACUAGCCAGGGCUAA
This is a messenger RNA of Funneliformis geosporum, 528 nucleotides long. NCBI's taxonomy places the organism in Eukaryota, Fungi, Glomeromycota, Glomeromycetes, Glomerales, Glomeraceae. The record is from the annotation of a GenBank genome assembly.